GACUCACUUGUGCUGGAUUUCACCUGGAAGGUGAUCAUAAUUGACUGCUCUCAGUCAUAAUCCUGAAAACUGGAGAAGUCCUCUCGAAAAAGUCCCAUGAUGGCAGAACACGGUGAUCCUUGCACUGGGUCAGAAGCCAACUAUUGUAUGAAUGGAGGAACAUGCUUUAAAAUUCCCUCCGUGUCUACACCCACCUGUGUAUGCAGUGCUGACUACGAGGGCAGCAGAUGCGAGCAGUUUCAGCUGCUCAGUUUCUCACGGAGCAACGAGGAGAAGGGUAUGAUCGCCGGCGUGGUCAUCCUCCUCCUCCUCAUUAUAGUGGUGCUCGGCGUGGUCAUCUAUUACAGCUGCAAAAUGAAGAAAGCUGCCCAAAGUCAACCAAAACCUGCAGAAGAGUACUGGAGGGUCAAAUCAAGAGUAUGAGAUUUACUGAGUUUGUGUGGAUUCGACUUUUGGGACUCACUAGGAAACGUGGCAUGUGGACUCGACAUUCAUAGUUAAAAGAGGCCUUGAUGUUACGUACAACGCUGCUAUGAUUGUGGAACACGUACAAGCGGACGUUAUCUUGUGACAUCACCCGCUUGUGGAGGUCUUGGGACAGUGAGUGUGAGUUAAAACACAAUACUUUGGUUUAGUUGCUCAGAGUGCCAGCUACCAGCAAACCAUCUCUCUCUUUUUAUAACUUUAUAAAUAAUCGUUGAAUCGAUUAAAUCAGAUUAAUUUAAAUAUGUCACAGAAGGAUGCAGAUUCUACAGAAAUUAACAUUAGACCAGACAUCAGCUAUUUAACAAAAAAAAAAAAACAUUUCAAAAUAGCAUCCUCACAUACUGUAUAUAAUACAUUUAAUUAUAUCUAUUUAAGGAAGGGUGGGGUGAGAUGAGGGGGUUGGGUUUUUCAUUUUCUUUAUAUUCAGAAGCAAACACAUAUGUGGUUAAAUAAAUAAAUGAAUAAAUGUGUGAACAGCUGCCAUUCUGUUUAUGGAUUUUUGCAGUGUGCCUUUUUUUGUAUUGGCUAAAACUUUGAUUACAUGGAUGUAUUCUCUUAUAUAAUAAAAUGCAAACUUAUUCACUCAUAUUAACUCCCAAUAUGUAAAAUUAGCAACAGACUACUCUUAACGUCAUAGACUGGUUAAAUUAGUCACACACGGUUAAUUACACAGUUACUCUUACUAAUGUGACCACAAAUCUGACAAUAAAGUGACGUUAAGUUCAAUGGAAUUCCACGAACGCAGAAUAAUUAAAAUACAUUAAAUUCCGUCAUACCAACAGAGUCAUGCGUCAAAUAAAGUUGAACUUUGAAGUAAAACACACAUCUUGUUCCUCACAAUGUGUGCUUAUAAGGUAGGUACGCCUAUAUUUUGAACAUUA
Xyrauchen texanus (razorback sucker) is the source of this 1367-nucleotide messenger RNA. RefSeq names its product pro-neuregulin-4, membrane-bound isoform-like. Lineage: Eukaryota; Metazoa; Chordata; Actinopteri; Cypriniformes; Catostomidae. The coding region runs from base 97 to 423 and encodes 108 amino acids. The record is from RefSeq and is a predicted model, not a curated record. Gene Ontology annotation, biological process: positive regulation of cell population proliferation; positive regulation of mitotic nuclear division; epidermal growth factor receptor signaling pathway. The transcript is spliced from 5 exons.